Molecule: messenger RNA, 999 nt
Organism: Panicum virgatum (switchgrass)
Lineage: Eukaryota; Viridiplantae; Streptophyta; Magnoliopsida; Poales; Poaceae
Exons: 3
Coding region: 1-999 (332 amino acids)
Source: RefSeq, a predicted model, not a curated record
AUGAAGCAGGCGCACUCGGCGGCGGAAACGGAGGAUGCCCUCGAGACGAUCGAAUCCGACUACGACGCCUACACAGCAAGCACCUUUCGCGACGACUGGAUGGCUGUCUGGUCCCGUAUGCACGGUUCUUUCGAAGACACCACGAAGCUCCGCCCCAUGCGUUUCACCGACGAGCCCCCGCCCCGCUACGGCGCCUUCCCCAUGAACACUCUGCAGGUGUAUUCAGUCAGGGUUGAAGGAAUCAGAAGGGGCUUGCAGUGGCCGCUCGAUGUGUUCGGCAUCGUCGCCGCACGCGACACCGUCGACUUCAACCGCAACAUCAUCUUCAGCCGCACGAGGGACAACUGCCAGACCCUCACCAAAGAGGAUCGGAACUUGGCACUGGAAGGUCCGAGCCGUGCCGUUGUGUGGCAGGAUCAUUUGUACAUCGAGGUUAAGCUGACGGUGAAGGGGCCUACCGAAUCCGAGGAUAAAGACUUGAGAUUUCUAGUUGUGCCAUUCGCAUGUGGUAAUGCGGCGUACUCGUAUCACAAUUAUAGUUACAGAACUAGCAAGCUUAGUACGGUGAGGCUUUCACUUGGUCCUAUUGUUGCAUCUGUGGAGGCCACAAUAUUUGUGCGAGUCAGUGAUGGGUCGUCAUGGCCAGAUGGUUUCCGUGCCCAAUUCGCUGCAUUUACCACUGGCAGUCGUCGCAAGAUAGCCCCUAGCACUAGCAUUGAUCACAAGAAGAUAAUCUUGCUUGAUUCUGGAAGCAGAAAAGUGCCUGUUACUGCUGACGGCAGGGUCGUCCUCUCGCGGCGUGUCGUUUCGGUUGAGACUGGUGGGAAGCUGCGAGUCUGCGUCAAGGCGUGGGAGGCUGCGAGAAGCGUCAAGGAUGCCGUGAAGGAUGAGGUGCUCUUCACGGCCCAGGAAGCGGGUAGGAGCUCUGGUUUGCUCGAUGCUGGAUUUUGUAAAAUGGAAGUUACGGUCGCCUGGUCACUCGUUACCUAUGAUGAAUAG